This is a messenger RNA of Exserohilum turcica Et28A, 1118 nucleotides long. RefSeq lists its product as uncharacterized. The record is from RefSeq and is a predicted model, not a curated record. NCBI's taxonomy places the organism in Eukaryota, Fungi, Ascomycota, Dothideomycetes, Pleosporales, Pleosporaceae. Bases 1 to 714 code for a protein of 237 amino acids. The transcript has 3 exons.
AUGCCCACAGCAAUCGAGCACUUGGGGGCAAAACUCUACCUCAUUCACACACCGCUAAUGCACCGUCCGUUCUUGACAACCGUCCCGUUUAUCGCCGGCGACUUUGCAGCAUGGGGGUACCGCGUCGACCAGCACCAAUCCAACUCUCCGUAUGUGGCUGAGAUCCGCGCAAGAGAGAGGCAGGAGCACAUGAAGCGCAGGGCGCGAGACGUAAGCCAGAGGACAAGGCUGAUGGAGAUGUGGGCGACUGAGAUUAUCGAGAGGAAGAAGUCGGAGCGGCAAGCAAGGAGACGGAGCGGCAUGCCCGUGGAAGCACAGAUACGACAAGAACCAACAAUGCAAGGUGCAUCUGGGUUUCCUCAUGCGCGGGUCAAGAAAACGGGAGACUUUGUCCAGGAUUUUCUGAACGGACUGGUCGAGUGUGACGGCGAGAGCGACGUGCGUAGGAAACGACUCUCGUUUACAUUUUCCUCUGCGACAUCACGGAUAUGCCAGCACGUUCGCUUCCUAUAUGCCAUUCGCUACGUUCCCAGCGCGGCGCUGCCCGAGUGGUCACGUCCGUCUACAGGAGUUGUCAAGGUGUACUUGUGGGCGGAUGUCGGAGACGUGCUGCUGGACACGGCGAGUAACGGGGGAGAACUAGGGGAUGGGGAUCCGGUGCCCAAGUACGAAAGGGGAGAAGGGCCACCGGCGUAUUAUGCUGAGCAGCGUUGAACGUUGACAGCGCCAUGUGCAGAUCAAGCGGGCGUGCUGUGCUGGCUCUGGGGAAAUCCGCGUGUGAUUUGGAUAGGCAGCUGGUGUCGGUGCUUCUCGUAAUCGUCUAAUUUGUCUAAUUGCCUCGGACAGGCUGUCGACAGCACUGUCAUGCGACUCGGCAAUACUGCCUGCUUCGACGACGAGGUUCGACGCCGCUCAAGCUCAGAUGCCUGUCCCUUUUUUUUAUUUUUAGCAGUGGUUGUUGACAAGCUCGCUGUUCUCGUAUUAGCAGGCCAUGGGCGAAGCCGGGGGAGACGGAGGCCGGCUUUGACAGCAGUGGCAGUGCAUGUGCUUGGCGGCCGGCGCGGGCAGCGGGGCCCUGAUGAAAAGGAUGAAAGCGAUGAAAAGGAUGAAAAUGAUGC